Colius striatus (speckled mousebird) is the source of this 1472-nucleotide messenger RNA. It is a transcript of the gene ASPN, whose product is annotated as asporin. The record is from RefSeq and is a predicted model, not a curated record. The transcript has 8 exons. Lineage: Eukaryota; Metazoa; Chordata; Aves; Coliiformes; Coliidae. Bases 255 to 1370 code for a protein of 371 amino acids. Gene Ontology annotation, molecular function: protein binding.
GACUAAUCUGAAGCAGCACUUUCCUCUUGUAUCACCCAGGGUGCCAGGAGGAUCAAGAAGUUUGAAAGUGUGUUUCUCUUUCUAUUUACUUUCCAUUUCACACAACUCAGCCUAACUUCCUUUUUCUCUCUCUUCUGUGGUUUUUUUUUCUUUUAAAUAUGAAAUAACUGGACAUAAAGAUCUCAGGUGGAUUAUCACAGUGCUUCUGGAAGAACUACCAAGCUUGCAAGAUUGGCUGCCCUGAUUAAGAAGAUAUGAAAGAAUACACACUCCUCCUCUUCUUGGCUUUGUGCUCUGCCAAGCCUCUCAUUGGUCCUUCAUAUUUUACACUAAAGAAUAUGAUGCUCCAAGAUAUGGAGGAAGAUGAUGAUGAUGAUGAUGAUGACAAUUCUCUAUUUCCCACCACUGAACCAAUUAUACCACUAAUUCCUUUUGAUCUCUUCCCAACAUGCCCCUUUGGAUGCCAGUGCUAUAUGAGAGUUGUCCACUGCUCUGACCUAGGUCUGACAUCAAUACCUCGCAACAUUCCACCAGAUACUCGUAUGAUUGACCUUCAAAACAACAAAAUCAGAGAGGUCAAGGAAAAUGAUCUCCGGGGACUCACAUCACUUUAUGCAUUGGCUUUGAACAACAAUAAAAUAUCCAAGAUCCAUCCAAAAGCCUUUCAACCAACGAAGAAGCUUCGACGACUGUAUUUGUCCCAUAAUCAGCUAACUGAGAUUCCAACAGAACUACCGAAGACUUUAGCAGAGCUCAGAAUCCAUGCUAAUAAGGUUAAGAAAAUCCACAAGGAUGCAUUUAAAGGAAUGAAGUCUCUACACGUUUUAGAAAUGAGUGCAAAUCCUCUUGACAAUGAAGGAAUAGAGCCAGGGGCUUUUGAAGGAGUAAAUAUCUAUCACAUAAGAAUUGCAGAAGCUAAAUUAACUUCAAUUCCUAAAGAUUUGCCCUCCAGCCUACUAGAACUUCAUUUAGAUGACAAUAAAAUUACAGCAAUUGAACUUGAAGAUUUUAACCGUUACAAAGAUCUUCAAAGGCUAGGCCUUGGGAACAAUAAAAUCAAAGAUGUGGAAAAUGGAAGUUUCGCCAACAUACCAAGUAUACGUGAAAUCCAUCUUGAAAAAAAUAAGCUCAAGAAAGUUCCUCCUGGAUUACCCGAACUGAAAUAUCUCCAGGUAGUCUUCCUUCAUUCCAAUCAUAUUGCAAAAUUGGGAGUGAAUGAUUUCUGUCCAACAGGAAGAAGAAAGAAGAAAGCAUUAUACAGUGGCAUAAGUCUCUUCAACAAUCCUGUGAAGUACUGGGAGGUUCAGCCUUCAACUUUCCGUUGCAUUUUGGCCAGAAACAGUGUGCAACUUGGAAAUUUCCUCAAGUGAUGCUGAAAGUUUGUAAUUUCAAAAAGCAGUUUGUCCAAAUCAGUUCUACAAUACUUGAAAUUUGCAGAAAAAAUGCCAAUUUUUACAUUAUUUGACCAGUUU